Spathaspora passalidarum NRRL Y-27907 is the source of this 663-nucleotide messenger RNA. RefSeq lists its product as uncharacterized. The transcript is spliced from 2 exons. Lineage: Eukaryota; Fungi; Ascomycota; Pichiomycetes; Serinales; Debaryomycetaceae. The coding region runs from base 90 to 326 and encodes 78 amino acids. The record is from RefSeq and is a predicted model, not a curated record. Gene Ontology annotation, cellular component: mitochondrion.
AAUUCAAACACUUGUAAUAUACAUUUCAAUCCAAUAGCUUUUUUUUGGUAUUCACUUGCAUUCUUUAGUAAACACACAGUUAUAACAUAAUGACUCAAACAGAACAAUACGUCUACCCUCCAAUGCCAUCUGAAGCAGAAUUAGAUGAACAAGAUGUUCCAUUCAUUCAUAGAGAUAGAUGUGCUGCUCAUUUGAUUAACUACUACAAAUGUCUUGAUAAGGGAAUUUCCUUCUGUACUGCCACCAAGGAAGAAUUUUACAAGUGUCAAUACAUAGCAUUGAAAGAAAGACUUGCUAACCAUACCAAGCAAACUCAAACCCACUAGAUUUCAUGAGAUUAUUAACAAAGAACAUCAGAUGAUUAUGCUGGGGGGAUAAAAGUUUGAAGAUAUUUAUUAUUGAAUAAGUCGGGAUUCGUGAUUUUUUACUAGUCAAGCAUAAACACAGAUUUAUUUUUUGUUAAAGUUAAUGUUCUUGUAUAGCGAUGGAUGAAUGAAUAAACGUAUUUUGCUACCACCAUUUUGAAUAGGCUUUGAAUAGACUUUUACUGGAUAAUUACUUUAAUUACUACUUGAAGAUUUUUUGUUAACAAAAAUAGAAUACAUUGAAGUUACAAGCUAGAUUACAAGGAAAAGGUUUUACAAAUUGAAAGACUAUUCAUGU